Messenger RNA from Arachis duranensis, 2352 nucleotides. Its product is annotated as outer envelope protein 61. The record is from RefSeq and is a predicted model, not a curated record. Gene Ontology annotation, molecular function: protein binding. The transcript has 11 exons. NCBI's taxonomy places the organism in Eukaryota, Viridiplantae, Streptophyta, Magnoliopsida, Fabales, Fabaceae. Bases 299 to 2062 code for a protein of 587 amino acids.
ACAUAAAGCAUUCUUGGUCUCUCUCUCUCUUUCUUUCUCGCUUUUUCAGGUUUGGUAGGCGGCACCACCAAAUCAGACUCUUACUUUGUUCUUUUUUUCCCCUCAUCCUUUUCCCCAAAUCCACCUGCUUGAAAUUCCUUACUCACACACAUACCCUUCGCCUCAAAGUUUCCGAAAACCACAAAAUAACUAGAAUCUUCCUUUCAAUAUUUUCAAAUUUUGCCCUCAAUAUAGUAUCUUUUUGAAAACAACCUGACUUGAUACUUUCUUUAAGAAUUUCAAUUUUGAGGGUGCGAGAAUGUUCAACGGAAUGAUGGAUCCUGAGUUGAUCAGAAUCGCUCAGGAACAGAUGAGUCGCAUGUCACCCGCUGAGUUGGCUCGGAUCCAACAACAGAUGAUGUCUAAUCCUGAUCUGAUGAGGAUGGCUUCAGAGAGCAUGAAGAACAUGAAGCCUGAAGACUUUAAACUCGCUGCAGAACAGUUAAAGCAUACUCGUCCUGAAGAUAUGGCUGAGAUCGGUGAGAAGAUGGUUAAUGCAUCACCUGAUGAAGUAGCAGCUAUGCGCUCCCGUGUUGAUGCACAUAUCAAAUAUCAAUUGAGUGCAGCUGAGUUGUUGAAGAAGCAGGGCAAUGAGCUUCAUAACAAGGGGAAGUUCACAGAUGCUUUGGAGAAGUAUUCUCGCGCUAAAGAAAAUAUUAAAGAGAUUCCCUCUUCUGAAAGUAGAAAACUUCGUUUGGCAUGCUCACUCAACUUGAUGUCCUGCUACCUAAAGACAAAGCAGUACAAUGAAUGCAUAAAAGAAGGUUCUGAGGUUUUGGAAUGCGAUGCAAAUAAUCUUAAGGCUCUUUAUCGGAGAGGGCAAGCAUAUAAAGAACUGGGUUUACUAAGGGAUGCUGUUACUGAUUUAAGCAAAGCACUUGAAGUGUCCCCUAAUGAUGAUACAAUUGAAGAGCUUUUAAGGGACACCAAGGAAAUGUUGACAAAGGAAGGUGGUGACUGCGCUCCUGGAGGAUUAGUAAUCGAAGAAAUCACUGAAGAAAUCGAGAAUGUGCCUUCUGGAAACAACAAAAGCUCUUCUUCAGAACAAAAGGUGGUUCAACCAAGAAAGUCCAGUGAAUCCUCAAAUAGUUCUAAUACAGUAAAUGGAAAUCCAAUAACAAAUGCCGAGAGUAUAGAUAAGUUGAAAAAUGAUCCAGUAGCUAUGAGAUCUUUCCAAAACUUCAUUUCAAAUGCCGAUCCUGCAACUCUGGCUUCUUUAAAUCCUGGACAAUCCAAUGAUAUAUCCCCAGAGAUGAUGAGAACUGCUACAAAUAUGAUUGGAAAAAUGUCUCCUGAGGAACUUCAAAAAAUGCUUGAAAUGGCUUCUUCAUUCCAAGGGGACAACCCAAUUUUAAGGGGAGGUUCCCCCAAUUCUCCUUUCAACCCUGGAUCAAUUCCUCCCAACAUAUCACCUGAUAUGUUAAAAACAGCAAGUGAUAUGAUAGGUAAAAUGUCACCAGAUGACCUUCAGAAGAUGUUUGAAAUGGCUUCCUCGUUGAACGGGAGAGGAUCUGUUCCAUUGUCAGCACCUGUAGACAAUACUGAAAGAAGUUCUUCCCGGUCGGACUUACCAUCCUCGAGUACUAGUGAAACUAGUGUUUCUGGAGAGUCAAGUUCUUCUCAAAAUGUCUUCCCAAAUAUGAGAAAUGCUUCUCAGCCGAACUUCCCUUCCUCGACCACAGAUUUGCAAGAACAGAUGAGAAAUCAGAUGAAGGACCCAGCUAUGCGGCAGAUGUUCUCAUCAAUGAUUAAAAAUAUGAGUCCAGAAAUGAUGGCAAACAUGGGCGAACAAUUUGGUUUCAAGCUUUCACCCGAGGAUGCAGCAAGAGCUCAGCAAGCCAUGUCAUCCUUAUCGCCAGAGAGCUUGGAUAAAAUGAUGGUUUGGGCAGACAGGGUUCAAAGAGGAGUUGAAGGUGCAAAAAAGACGAAGAACUGGCUGCUGGGGAAACCUGGCAUGAUCUUGGCAAUAUGCAUGCUCAUUUUGGCUAUCAUUCUUCAUCGAUUCGGCUUCAUUGGUAGCUAGAAUAAUGGAACUUAAAAUUGUAAGAGAGCCCUAAGGGUUCAAGUUCAUGCAUAAUCUAAAAGAAAAAAGAAUUCUUGAGCUUAACCUGAUAGCAAAGGAAUGAGUUGAAGGGACAUAAUCACAUAACCAUUGCUCUUUCAGUUGUGAAUGUUCCUGGAGCAAGAAUUUAGUGUGUUCUAGGAGCAUGCAAGUAUUUCUCUGCCAAGAGAUGCACUGGAAUGUAUUUAGCGGGUACAGUUGAUAUUUUUCUUAUAAUAUUUUUUUUAAUAUAAUUUCUUUGAUUUAUUUUA